This is a messenger RNA of Dermacentor andersoni, 5007 nucleotides long. It is a transcript of the gene igl, whose product is annotated as IQ calmodulin-binding domain containing protein igloo. Gene Ontology annotation, molecular function: calmodulin binding. Lineage: Eukaryota; Metazoa; Arthropoda; Arachnida; Ixodida; Ixodidae. The record is from RefSeq and is a predicted model, not a curated record.
CACCCUGGUGGUGUGCGAACGGGCGCGGGCCUCAAAGGAAGGAGCACGUGGCUGCGAGCGGGGCAGAGCAGCAUCGCGUCUCCCGGUGUCGUCCUGGUCCUGUCAGAGUCGAGUAGUGGCGUCUGUGCAGUGCUUGUGGUCGCGACCGCGCUAUUCAGUGAACGACGGUGGUGCAAGGGUCUGUUUCUCUGCCAGGCAUCAGUGAGGAAAAGUAGGUGGGAUGUGGUGAAACCAUGCGUGUAGAAGUGCCGGGGAGGCCCUGCAACGACCGUGCAUCGAGGUGAAGGAGAGUUGGGUGGUGCCGCAGAAUAACGCACGUCCGAGGAUUACGCGAGGCUCAAUCUGAAGCUGCUGCUCCGGUUUUGUCCGACGGUCAUCGCGAGAUACAGGUGACGAAAGAAACAAAGCUUCUUCGGGGAUCGUAGAAGUGCUCGAACCACAGGUCGUUGUGUCCCAGGUGCCGGUGCAGUAGUCAGUGGCUAAGACGUGCUCGAUACGCGAUGGGCUGCAAUCUGGGGAAAGGUUCCCAACCAGACGACUCUGACGUGCGCGACAAGUCCAACGCGACGUCGCCUCAGACUCCUCCGCCAGGCAUGCUGGCCGACCGGAUGGCGGACGGCGCCGCUAUGGUCAACAAGGCUUGCAACGACGUGCCACACGUGUACCGAGAAAAAGCUUUGGAGAACCAUCACGAUCACCAAGAUACCGAUUCGGCGGAGGGCGAGCAACAGCCGAACAACCACCGGCCGGGCUCCGAGGAAGACGCGCAGGCGGCUGCCGAGGCGGCCACCAAGAUCCAGGCCACCUUCCGCGCCUACAAGGUGCGCAAGGAGGUGCGCCUCGGAGGAAGCAGCGCCGCGGGAAGCGAGGCGAACCUCUCGCCGUCUCGCACGGACCCAGCCAUGAAGGAGCCCGAAGAAGAAAACCUGGCCGACAUCGACCUGACCGACCCGAGCCUAAACCAGGCGGCCAGCAAGAUCCAGGCCACGUUCCGGGGCCACCGGGUUCGCAAGAGCCCGUUGCACGAACCCAAGAAACACGAGGGCCAACAGCAGGAAGGCGAAUCCAAGGACCAGGAUGACGACGCCGACAAGGAACUGCCCGACGAGCUUAAGGACAUGGACCUGAACGACCCUGAUCUGGCGAAGGCAGCUGUCAAGAUACAGGCCACGUUCCGCGGCUACAAGACGCGCGCUAAGCCAGAAUGACCAACAUCAGGCUGAAGACCAUUGUGAAGCCUUCGAGGAAGCCUGCCCAUACAUGAAUUAUUUGUGACAUAGCAUGCAACUCUACAAUGUUCGACUUCAUCUAACUCCAAUGCACGCAACAAAGGCAGCGUGGAGAAGCUGGCCCCCAAAAGAAGAAAAAUUUCUGCAACCCUGCAUGGUCUGCGUAUCGUACUGCACUUCCCACUUCCUCCAUGACACGCUUCAUAUUUCAAAUUUCGCCGGUGGUUCGGUGACCCUGGUGCAUUCUGAAUAUUAGUUACACUAAAGAAGAAAUUCCAGCCUGGCGCCAGCUUGCAUGUAAACACUUAGCAAAACAAACUUCAUGAUAUAUUCAUUGCACAGGUGGAAUUCCCAUGCCACAUUUCUCUACAGUCGGUUUUUUUGUAUGAGCACGCAUUAAACAACCUCUCGUAGGCGCAUAUGCAUCUGCAACAUUCUAAGGCUCAAGACCACAAUCUAACCUGCGUUUUGGAUGCGAGUUUCACACCUGUGCAAGGUAGAUGAUUUUAAAACUAUUUUAUGCCAUGUCUUUGCCAUCUUUACAAAUGCAGCUCGUCUCAGCACUCCUCUCUGGCUCUGCCGAGUGACAGUCACUGCGUCAUAACAAAGCCAUCAUAAUCAGGUACUUCUAGGAUCUUCUGGAAAGCAGCAGAGUAGAGAAGUGUUUCAAACUCUUCAUCCAGGAAAUUUCUAGAAGCAUCAGUCAAUGGCAUCCAAGAUUUUCAGCGUGCUGGAGCGAAUAAAUGCUUUGUAAACAAUGCCUAAUACAAGGAACAAGCAAUCCUUAAUACAAGUAUGCAAGGUGCUCAACACACAGUUCUUGAAGGGUAUCUCCCCUGCUCCCCCCGCCCCCCCCAAAAUAUCCCAGAGGAAGUGAGGAAAUGACGUCCUAGAUCUGCAGCUCAACGAAGAUAUGUUUCCCAGCAACUCCUGAAAAGCAUAGUGCAUGAUCUCCGGGAUUUUCAGCAUGUGUGUUGGCUGGGAUCUCGGAUGCCAUGGCUAGCAUAGUGGCGUCAGUUGAGGGACAGUGCUGCUUCCAUUCUACGAGGAUUGAGGAGGAGCAUAAAGUCGAGGUGCAUUUGUCAAUAUGGGCGUCUUUAUCCACCGUUCGAAAUGACAGCUUUCAAAAGGCAUAUGCUGCUCUGACAGUGUCUGAUGUGAAGGCUACGACAGCGUACGGAUUCACACAAUGUCAUGGAUGUGAAAAACUGUGGCAUGAGCUCCUCGUAAAUGAACCAUAUCAUACUCGGCUUUCUAGAUGCUAAAUGUGUCCACCUUUGCUACAACUUACUUAGGGGCGCCUCAUCUUCAACCGAAGUCUAUUUACUACAAGGAUGGAACAGUUUGUUACAACACAGUCCACCAAUGCGUUGCACGCUUGUGUUGUUCUCGUAGACAAAACAAAAUAAAAUGCCCAAAGUGGCGUGAAGUAAAAUGAGGGAAUGAGCUAAUUUCAGACAAGCAUGAAAUAUGAAAGUCGUACCACUCAGAGCACAGUAAAGAAAUACAGUAUUACGCCUCUUCUGGCUCAGUACAUUCUUUAUUCUCAAGCAGCAUCUGUCAGCUAUUUUUUUGCUGCAAAUCAUCACAGCAGUGGAAUAGUUAGCCAAAUCAGUUGGCCUUGUUAUUGUUUUUGCUAAAUUUGGGCAGCAUAUGCCAACAGUUUAUGGCAUGACCUAAAUGCAAGGGUACUUUGCUUGGUAGUGAAAUAUAUUAAUGCAGGCAUUCUACGAGGACAUCCACGAGACUUCAAGGCUGAGCUAUCUGCAAAUAAUCAACACUAAGGUCACGUGCAGGACAACUCCUGGAUUGUAACCAAAAGAGGGCUAAGGGGUUGGAGCACGUCCAGAAAUCAUUUUCUGCACUAACUGUUCUGGCUUCAGGGACAUUCGAGUAAGGCUUUCAUAUUAUGAUCUAAAUCCUAUAGCUGUCAACAUUGUCCCUAAUCUACACUUUAAAUCCUUAAAAGGGCCCUGAAACACUUUUUGAAUAUAGUAAGAAAACAUUGCUGAUCUGUCAUAAAGGCUGCUACGAACGUGUGAGCCAAAUGUUAUUGCACUGCUUGCAGCAGGAAAUUCAGUCUCGUGCCAAAAACGCCGAAAAAUCACUUGCUCUCACUUCCACAUUGUUGUCAUGUGCUGUCAUUGAAAGCAGCUGGUAGACCAAUGCUAUUGGUUGAUUUCCUGAUCGGAUUGCAAGAACAUUCUCAGAAUCACAUAAUUGCUAGUUUUGAGUUAAAUGAAUUAAACAUAUGUCUGCAAUAUGAAAAACACAGAAAAAUUAUUCCAUCCUUGCCCUGCCAGCUGCACCUGCUGCGUAGCUUAGUCUACCGUGGCAGCCUAGGGGUGCGGAGAUGAGCCCUUCCACCGUAUUUCGCUGUAGGGUGCCUGAAUGCUUUCCUCCUGGCCCCUGCGAGAACCCUCUUGGCUUCUCCCCUGUAGAGCUUCCAUUGCGUAAGCGGAGACGAAAAGAGAGAGAAAGCCAUGUACUGGUGCAAUAACUCCACUAAUACUCGAAGGAUUUGAAAAACUUUUGUGGCAUGAGGUUCAUGACGCAACAUACUUUAAUACUGAGGUCAUUCUAUGAAUAGGUAAAGAAGUGUUUCAGGGCUUAUUUAAAUCCAUAUAGGACAACCUUCUAGCACCCCUGUAUGCAUCAAGCCUAAAAAAAAAAAUUCUGUCCACAGCCCCCAGCAUGCCUUUAACUGUGGCCUCCAAAGACAGAUGACCCCAACUUAUAUGCUGCAUGUUUCCUGCACAUGUUUAAGCCACUCAAUUCAAAUGCAGUUUCUGGUUACUUAACACGCACAUUAGCAUAUGUGCAUAUAAUUUGGCUCCUGUCGAUAAAAGCAAAUUAAACAUACAAUAAAUUAACAAGUUUAUGAAGCAAUUAUUCAAACUGUGACUCAAUAUUUAAACAUAAUUUUCACAGACCACGUAAACAGCUAAAGGCAAAUCAAUUACAAAAAGCUGAUUUCCAGCUUCCAGCAGAACUUCCAUUACUCUUAUCAGCACGAACCCAAUUUACUCUGCAUUUCACUGUUGAAACAGGCUAUGUAUAUGCAUAAUAGUUUGUGUAACAGUAUCACAGUUUUGUCCUGGCUCAUUUUAUGUUCAAUUUCAUAUAGUCCCAAACCACAAAAACAUAACAAAAGCACAAAAGUUGACAUGAAUUGGCUAUAAAAUAUCUCAAGCCAAAUACAGACUAUUUUUCCUGCAAUGUCAACCUUUCCCUCUUGGACAAAUCAGAUACAUCACAACAGAUUGCAAAGAAAUGACUAUGUUAGCACAUACAAUGCAAGUACUUAAUCAUAACCAACCUAAGAACCUGUACUUUACUCUACAACCUUACUGACUUUGCCUUUUGCAAAGCAGCUGGCGACUUGGCUUUAGUGUUCCUUGUAAAGCUUGCAUGCACUUGUUGAAACAUGCUUGAAAACAUUGCUGUGAUGUUAGCAAGUGAAGUCAAAGGGGAGUGCACUAGCUAAAUGGGUGGGCGGGCAGAUGUUGUUGACUGAAUGGUUGGUUGUAGCCUUCGUAGGAAUGCAGGCCCCACUCUGCCUUUGCACUAGUGUUUUUUUUUUUUUUCUUCUUGGACGCCUCACAUUCACAUUCCCAUCCAUUGGCUCAGUGUUCGGAAAGAACCUCAACACCUGAGGUGACAUGUUACAGGGAGUACGAACAUUUGAAUGUGUGUGUGGCAACAAUGAUGAUAUAUGUGCUAAGUAUGAUAAAAAGAAGAAUGUCUUCAUUCUUUAAUAAAAGUAUUAUUAUCAACA